Molecule: messenger RNA, 1147 nt
Organism: Aricia agestis (brown argus)
Lineage: Eukaryota; Metazoa; Arthropoda; Insecta; Lepidoptera; Lycaenidae
Gene: Boule
Product: protein boule
Exons: 4
Coding region: 358-1077 (239 amino acids)
Molecular function (GO): RNA binding
Source: RefSeq, a predicted model, not a curated record
GCGGUAACAUUUGCUGACCUAGUUCCCUCGACCAGUAAAAAUAGCGGUUGACAAUAGCUCAAACACUAUUUUUAGUGCGUAUUAUCUAAAAUCACAAUCUACACAGCCUUAUCUUUCACGUCGUUAUUAUACAGCGGAGAAAUCAGUCAAAACGCGAGCCGUGGCCACAGCGCAACGCGCUACGCUGGUAUACACAUAUAAAGUCCUCAGUGUUACAAACAAAAUCGAUACCGACCAAAAAGGCAGUGUACGAGUUGUUUUUCCGUGUGAGCAUUAGUGUAUGUUUAGUCGUCGCUAGUUUUUUUAGUUUAGUAAACAAGGGAACAUGUUUUGAAUAAAAUUAAUCGAAAAAUCACCAUGGAGGGCAUCGCGAAGAGAUAUAUUAGGAGCGAAUCGGCCAGUUGUGCUCAUAUAGUGGAGGAGAGCGCCGCAAACAAUAGAAAGAGUGCGGAUCCUCACGAGAAGUUGAAGGCCCUGUUGAAUUCUCCGGAGGAGGACACGGACGACAGUUUACCACCAUCGGACGCUCCCAAAUUCGGGACCGUCAUUCACAAUAGAAUAUUCGUGGGUGGUUUCUCCCUGACGACGACGGACGAGGACCUAUGGAAGUUCUUCUCCGGGUUCUCCACGGUCACAGCGGCCAGGGUCAUUUACGACCGAGCUGGUGUCUCCAAGUGCUACGGCUUCGUCACAUUCGCCAGUCCGCGGGUUGCGAGACUUAUUGUUAAACAGAGUGGAGGAGUCAUGUUCUCACCGCUGGGUCGUCUUCGAGUUGCGCAGGCAGUGCGGAAACAGAUAAGUCAGAUCCCGAUGCUCUCAUCAGAAGCGACACCGCUCCAGGCGCCGCUGUGCUACCAGCUGCUGUGUCCACCGCUAGCGCCGCUACCGGCGUGCGGGCCCUGUGAGAUACCACCGCCUCCAUACGCAGUGUACCCUCUACCUUUUGACACAACCCCCAUCUACGGUCCGCCGCAAUACGCGCUGGUCCCCGCGCCCUACUCCGCGUGCUGCGAGCCGUCGUGCUGCGCCGACAAGCCGCGCCUGCCGCCGCCCCUCCACCCCGCCUUCAUUUACUGAUGCCUGUGAGAACACCCACGCCUAGUAAAAUUCCGUUAGCCUGACUUAGAAUAACCCCAUUUAAUAUUAA